AUGUCACUUAAUUCCAACUUGCCCAUUGAACCAGAACCUGAGUCAUCUCUCACAAACUCCCCAACUGCUCCAAGCUUCCCACCUGACCAUACAUCCUCACCUCCAACCGAUCCGUCACCUUGUCGUAAGUCUGAACGCCACCGGGUACCACUUGGGCAUCUCAAGGAUUACGUGUGUUCUCAGGUCACGCUACCGCCCGCAUCCCAAUCGGCGUUCUCGUCUCCAAGUCACACUUCAGGUACUCGUUAUCCUUUGUGCAAUUUUCUUUCUUAUCAUCGAUACUCACCUGCCCACCUUGCCUUUAUUACUCAAAUAAGUCGCCACGUGGAGCCUCCUACUUAUGCAGAAGCUGCCACUGACCCUAAUUGGCAACAGGCCAUGGAUUCUGAACUCCAAGCCUUGGCGCCCAACCAGACUUGGACUCUCACCUCUCUUCCACCAGGGAAAACGCCUAUUAGUUGCAAGUGGGUUUACAAGAUCAAGCAUCGUUCUGACGGGUCCAUUGAGUGGUAUAAGGCCCGCUUAGUUGCCAAGGGCUACACUCAGACUGAAGGCUUGGAUUAUCAUGACACCUUUUCUCCCACGGCCAAGAUGAUUACAGUUCGUUGUCUCCUUGCGGUUGCUGCCGCUCACUCCUGGUCUAUCCACCAGCUUGAUGUUCACAACGCCUUCCUUCAUGGUGAUCUCUAUGAAGAAAUUUAUAUGACUCUAUGA
Messenger RNA from Prunus armeniaca (apricot), 714 nucleotides. The record is from the annotation of a GenBank genome assembly. NCBI's taxonomy places the organism in Eukaryota, Viridiplantae, Streptophyta, Magnoliopsida, Rosales, Rosaceae.